AUUGAUAAUCCGAUUUUCGUCGAAAUAGUGUCGAAAUGCUCGAUUUUAAAUCGCGAACUUUCUAGCGAUCGAAAUACGAUUUUAGCUGAAACGGGAUGUUACAAGAGUAUUUUCCCCUCUAAUUUGUCGUCAAAUCUAGAGAUGUGUCUGUUCUAAGAGCAAAGGAGGUGAGAUUUAUCAUAGAUUUAGCUGGUUUACUCCUUUUCCUUCCUUUUGUCUACCUCCUUGCUUCAUCUUAUAGGUCUUGAUGUUUCAGAAAUAUGGCCUCUUGGCUUGGACUCGGUUGGAGAGUUUUGAAGAUUGAAGAUCUUCCUGGAUUCAUCGCUGGCCGACCGAUUUUUGAUGGUUUCGCCUGGGUGGUUGUUCGUGGUGUUGUCGAUCGGCGUUGGAGGGGGUUGGGGUGGGUUUUCCUUUGUUCCCUUCCCUUCUCCGGUGUUCUGCUUGAUCUGAAGGCUACAGGUGGGACCGGUCUCGGGGUUUCCAGCGUUCGGCGAUGGUGUCUCUAAAGGGGAAGUUGGGUGUUAGGGUUUGUGUGGCUAUUUUUAUGAUUGGGCCCCCGUCUAGGCCCUAUUGGGUACUGGAUUUGUGGGUGGCCUGUCAUUUUUGGCUUGCUUGUAGCUGUAGUACUCUAAUUGUAUCUUUUCCACUGGGCUUGACACAUUUGCUUCCUAAUGAUAUCCAACCUUUCAACAAAAAUAAUAAUAAUAAUAAUAAUAAUAAUAAUAAUAAUAAUAAUAAUAAUAAUAAUAAUAAUACAAGCAAGUACACCAAAAAUUUCUUUUCUAUUAGUGAAAUUAAUUCAAGCGAUGACAUGUAUAUAUUAGCCAACAUAAUUUGUCAAUAAUCCAUAAAUAUUGAUGGACAAAAUAGAUAAAAAAAUAUAAUUUCAAGCUAUACUUAUAAUGAUAAUACGAUUUGACUUUUUUUGUCACAAAGUAUUUUGUCCAUUUUGAUAAACGGAAUGCCUGAGCUUAAUAUGAUAAAUCAUGAAAACGAGAUCUUAAAAGAUAGCUUUGAAAAAAAGUGAUCUUAAAUGAUGGCCAUUAAGCUUGUUGGAGCUACAAUGUUGUAUCGCAUCCCGGCUCAACCAUGUUCUUUUAGAAUGUUUGGUUGACUUAUUUCAUAUUAAAUAUUUUUUGCUAGAUUAACUAAUAUGAUAUUAGACCAAAUAAAAUUUGUGUGUUAACACUUAAUUAUUUGACAUUGUCUAUCAGUUACAAAAUUUAUUUUGCCUCUUUGUUCGUUUAAUUUUUUAAGGAUAGCAUCUUUUUUUGGCUAUUGCCACCAACACGAUUACUAUUUGUCGUCAAUUAAAUAAAAAAUUCAAAAUUCAGAAUUUGAAUUUUGAGUUUUAAAUUUUUCUGCUUCAAUCUAUAAAUCCACAUUUGCAACAAACAUAAUCACAUUUCCAACAAAAUCUCAUCAUCCCAAUAAAGCAUCUGUCGCCAACCACAAUUCCUCGUCGCCAGCAACAUGCCCAUUCCGGCCGAUCACGAGAAUCACUAGAAAACAGGUAAGUUUCCUUUUUUCAGCGAUUUUUUAGUUUUUGGCGAGUAAUCACGACCGAUGGUUGGGACGAAGGAUUCUCUCAGGCUAUUUAUGUUUGACUUUGGAUGUUGUUCUCUGCACCAUAUGUAUUGUUUCAUAUUUUUGACUAUUUAUGUUAUUUCAGAUUUUUCACUAUUUAUGUUAAGUUCACAUGUUUGACUAUUUAUUUUUAGUUUAUAAGUUCCAAAACUUCCAAAUACAAACUAAAACAUCAGUUGGUUCAACUAAAUCAUUACAACAUUUAAAAUAUAACAACCAUAACAACAAUAACAAAUAAAGCAUUCCAACACUAUGCAUUGCCCCUACCCCUACCCCUUCCCCUACCUCUACGAGGCCUUUUUCCAUGGUUUGAGGGCGACCACCAAGACUCCUCCACAAAUAUCGUCCAACCUAGAGACUAGUACCCCAAUCUGCCAUAUUGGGAUGUGAUAGACCCUGCCACAUUGGAUGUAUAGGGGGUAUGGGAAACUGAUCCUAGGUGAAGAACAAUCGAAUAAAGUGGUCGUUCACAUAGUGAUAGGAUCAUAGAUGGUGGUGAUGCACCAGCUGUCGCAUCAGGAGGCAUUAUAGUGUAGUGAUUAGUGUACACGUUGGCACCGAACGAGUUAGAUUACAGGCAUCGGACGCCUGGUAUGAGAAGACGACGAGCUUCCAUGGGUUCUCAAUUUCCCUACUCAGAUUGUAGUUGAGUGACAUGUGCAAUUCAUUCACCACUUCCCAAAACCGAGCUUCCAUGUAGUUGUGAUUAUUCGCAAAACAAGUGUCCAACGCUCCUCUACCAGAUACAAAGAAAGUCUUGAACAUAGAGUGAGAUGACUCAACUCAACUCGUGUUCGUGUUACCAAGAUGGAAUACCUCAUUCGUGUAGCACACUUUGCCCACAUUGUUUGAUGAGGCAGCCACUCCAUCUUCACUUAAUCUACCAUUUUUGUUGUUCUUCACUGACCAAACCCUCUCAAACUCGUUCAAUAUUGCACGGAAAUGGCACCUCGUCCAACAAUAUGCAGCAAUGUUAAAAUAUAUAUUCCAUACCUUGAUUGCCAACUCUCUCCUUGAAAUUCCCGCAGUAGCUUCUCAAACUUUGCCUUCACGCAGCUACUGACGUGCCAUAACAUAGUAGGUGGUGGAUAAGUGGCAUGGUGAAGACCAAAGGAACAGAAGCAAGCAUACCACCUUCUUUGUUUGCCACAAUGACAUUUUGAACCCUCUACUCUUUGUUACAUCAAAGCAGCCACUCAUAUGUUUCCUUUGUAUCAUGCUUAAUAAGUACACAUGCAAUGUUGAAAUUCUUCUUCACUGGAGUAACCUAAUAAUCUAAACCCAUGGCAUGUUGUACCUGUUAGUCUUGUAGGUCAAGUCGAUGAGGAUGGCGUACGACCAUGCAUGCAGCAUCUGAAUGGAAGUCGGGUGGGCAAAAAACAGAUUGAUGAGCACAUUAUUAAGAUCCUUUUUCCAAACGGAUAUGGUACCUAAGUUGUCUAGCUCCGUGAAGUACAAACUGUAUCGCAUCUAUUUCACCCAUCUCAUCCAAUCUUGUCUUGCUAUUUAAGUUGUAGAGUAUAUGAUAUCAUGUUGCACACCCCCUUUAGAAUCGAGCGUCGUCUUCAGCUCAGUCGGUUUCACCCCCUCCUUCCUAAACAAAAUUUCCCUUUCUUUAUCAAUCUCACUGAACUGUUUGUUGUGCGGAUGAUGUUCGGGAUACAACACCUUUUCAUGGUUUUAAAACCCACUAUUAUAUUUUGUUGCUCGACGUCUCACCCCCAUUAUAAACCAGGUGUUUGAACCAUUCUGUUGCCAUACUUCUUUAAUACAUAUUUGAAAUUGGCAAUCAUUACCCUUCGAACUAGUGUUUCCACGCCUCUCUUUCAUAGGGUCUGGUUUGUAUGAUUUCUCGAUCCUGCUAGUUCUAUCACAAUACAUAUAUAUGGGUGCAAAUUGGGGUGAGUGUGGUUACCCGCCCCAUAUUUUACGGUUAACCACACCCACAAAUAUAGAAUUAUGCUACCCACAGCCCGCACCACAGUUGGAAGUGGUUAACCACUAUCCACUGCGGGUUGGUGCUGGUUGGAUGUGGAUACCCACAAAAGUUUCGUUCCUUCGCCCUUCGGACUCGUAUAUGAUAAACCUAUCGUUCGAGUGACGGAAAAACACACACGUUGAGUUAAAACUAAGUUAAUGAAGCCCAAGACAUGGAACGAGUGAGGAUCUAGUAUUCAGACCUUUCUAAGUAGUCAACCUCCCACUCCUCGGUUCACUUCACUUUCUUUACGAAAUCCAAAUUGAUAACGAGUAUGGGUUGGAGGGGGAUCUAUUCUAAAUAUACAUAGCAUAUUUAU
Messenger RNA from Linum trigynum, 3884 nucleotides. The record is from the annotation of a GenBank genome assembly. Lineage: Eukaryota; Viridiplantae; Streptophyta; Magnoliopsida; Malpighiales; Linaceae.